Messenger RNA from Ostrea edulis (European flat oyster), 1596 nucleotides. RefSeq names its product V-type proton ATPase subunit S1-like. NCBI's taxonomy places the organism in Eukaryota, Metazoa, Mollusca, Bivalvia, Ostreida, Ostreidae. The record is from RefSeq and is a predicted model, not a curated record. Gene Ontology annotation, cellular component: proton-transporting V-type ATPase complex. The transcript has 9 exons. The coding region runs from base 98 to 1384 and encodes 428 amino acids.
ACGAUUACGUGAACGAUUGAUACCGGAAUUUUACAGUCUCUUUAUUUCAUUCCAUAUAUUACAUUUAUCUCACGUGAUUAUUGACAUCGGCCAAAAAAUGGAGGAAGGACUAAGAAAACUAAUCAUUUUGAGUUGUAUUUCCUUCGCUUUUUCAAGUAAAGUUCCAGUCUUGUUAUGGUCUUCUUCAAGAUCUCUUGCUGAUCUGCCACAGACCAACUCAGGUAAAACUAUUGUAUCAACAGACUUUACCCAGCACUACCUCAAUCCAUUAACCAAAGGAAAAGAUGGAAAUCUUGUUGUCUUCGUUCAGGAUAAGCUAAGCCUCCAGGAUUUCACUCAACAUGCUGAUGUGUACAAUCCGGAGAGUGACGGAGGGGUCUUCAAGAACAUUAAGGGUUUCAUGGAUGAGUUGUCCUCUGUCAGUCUCCCAUCAGUUCACCUUCCCAGCCUCGCUGUGGAUGACAUGACCAAGACGUUCAAGGGAAAAGUUCACCAGGUGGAAGGUCACGACAUCGGCAAAGUUAACAUUGAUUCAAAUGUUCCCAAUCUCAUCAUUGUGACAUUGACCUCAAUAUUGGACAGCCCUAAUGAGAAGGAAGGUUUUAGGAGAAAUGACGAAGCCAUUGGGAAGGUGAUCAGGCAGCUGAGCAAGGGAGGUGUCCGGUACACGGCAGUCUACACCGCCCGGGACUCACAAGUUGCAGAGAACAAGGCAGCAUUGACGAAGAGGCGUUUAUUGAGCACGGACAUGCCCACCAACAUAACAAAAAUCGCUAACGGAACGCUACUUAACUUUACCUGUGUCCUCGUCUACAUACGCUCCAUCAACAUAGUGGCCAACAAUGUAUCUUACUAUCUCAACGAUACAAAUAAAUUUAUCGGAAGCAAUUUAGUCAACUGUACUAAUGACACUGCCGAGGUGCACGUAAUUUAUGAUGAUCCACAAUUGAAAAUGGAUAUGAGCAUGAAUAUGACGAUGGGUAAUGCAUCGUCAGCCUAUUCGGGGUACUGGAAAGUAAACUCGACCACCAUCACACUGAAUGAUAGUGUAACGGACAACCUUCGUAUGGACAGUGUCUCAGCCCCUGAAGGGUUCUCAUACCACUGCUCCAGCUUAGCAGGGCUGACAAAACACACAGGGGGAAAUGUCACGGUCUCAUUUGAUGGAUUCCAGCUGCAGCCAUUUGGUGUGAAGAAUUCCAAGUUCUCGGAUGGUUGGGAUUGCAUCCCUUUCUUCACUGAGGUCAUCUGGAUGGGAAUCAUUGCCAUGCUUGUGGUCACUCUCAUCCUUCUCUUUGGAUUCUCCAUGCUGUCAUCAAUCAACACACAGGACAGAUUUGAUGACCCCAAGGGCAAAACCAUCACUGUCAACGUCAGCGAUUAAAAUACGUUAAUUCAUGGAAUUUUUAUUAGACAAAGCUUCUGUGAUUUUCAGCUGUGAAUAUUUUAAAAAGGAAUAGAUAAAAUUCAGUUUUGAUAAACUUUUACAUUAAGUAAUUGGACCAUUCUUAUUUAAUUGAGCUUUUUGUAAACUAGCUGUAUACAUGUUUGUGAUUUCAAUAAUUAAUGUAAUAAACAUGACCUCUGAAUAUUUCA